AUGUCCUCUCGUCUCCUCGCCGUAACGGUGCAGGGAGCUGCCAUUUCGGCACUGUCCAACACCCUCGCUCAGGGCUUUACCGUCUAUCGCGAACGAAGCCUUUCCUCCAUCGACCCUGUCUCGUUCCUCCACUUCAUCAUCCUCGCCGUCAUAUCCACUCCGCUGAAUUAUCAAUGGCAGCUUGCGUUGGAAAACCACUUCCCAAGUACUUUUAAGAAAGACACGGUCGCGCUGAAGAAAAAGGAGGAUGGGACAACCGUGCAGGAUGAGUCGAGAGAGCAAUUGUCCAUUCCCAACACCCUUGCGAAGUUCAUACUGGACCAGACGGUGGGAAGCGCGUUGAAUACGUUGUAUUUCGUCGCCAUGAUCAACGUGUUGAAGGGCGCGGGAUGGAGCCAAGUUCUGACUGCAUUACAGCGGGAUUUUUGGCCCAUGCUUGUUGCGGGCUACAAGUUCUGGCCUUUGGUCACGUUGGGAAACCUUGUUCUCGUCCCCGUCGAACAACGCAUGCUUGUCGGAGGUCUGGCCGGUCUUGCAUGGGGGAUCUAUGUCAGUUUGCUAGACCUAUGA
Molecule: messenger RNA, 570 nt
Organism: Capronia epimyces CBS 606.96
Lineage: Eukaryota; Fungi; Ascomycota; Eurotiomycetes; Chaetothyriales; Herpotrichiellaceae
Exons: 2
Coding region: 1-570 (189 amino acids)
Cellular component (GO): cytoplasm; membrane
Source: RefSeq, a predicted model, not a curated record